AUGCGCAGAACCGAUCAGGCCAUUGACUCCAGCUGGACACCCAGACAUUUGACUGCUUUUGCAGACGAUUUCCAUUUGGGGGCGCAUCUUCGUAAGGUCACGGAUCUUGAUCGGGCACCUCGGCGUUUUGGUUGCUUCCUUAAUCAACUCAUUGAGUCCCAUCUUUUGGUCAAUGAAAAGAAGUCAGCCUUCCUGCUUCGCCUCACAAGAGGCUUUGCGCCCUCUUGGGUCAAGAGUCAUAUUCGGAAAGGCCCCGAGGGACGUGUGGUGCACUUCUGCACGCCUGCUGGACGGACAUUUGAUAUCCCUCUCAAGGAGGAACAUGUCUACUUGGGACUCACCAUUUCAUACUACCAGGCCGUGUCCUUAUCGGUUGAGCAUCGUAUUGCUGCCGCCUGGAGUGCCUGGACGAAGCUGCGACCACUUCUUACCUCUGCCUCUGCUCCGGCAUUAGACCUGAGGCUGCGUCUCUGGAGGGCGUGUCUGCCGCCUACGCUCCUGUAUGGUUUGCAUAUUCUUCCUCUCAAUGCCAAACAAUUGGGCAAGUUGCAGGCGGUUUACACCAAGCAACUGCGGGCGGUGUCGCGCUCUCAGUCGCAUCUUACUUUUGAGAGCACUCCGGCCCUUCAUACUCGAUUAGGAGUGCCUACUGUGUGUGACUCCCUUUUGCGUGCACUGGGGGGCCUUCGUGAGCGCACUGUGGUGGCGAUGGAAGUGGGGUUGGAGUCCACGCCCAUGGUUGAGGGGUGUGAUUUGUUGGCACGCGAUCUUCUCAUGCUUGUUGAUCCUGGCAAUCUGGCAACACUGAUGAUUGUCGUGGCCCCACUGCUAGGGAGACAUGCACCCCGGACGUGCCAGUUUCCGCCAGUUCUGGUGCGCCUGCUUUCACAUGCCCAGAGUGUGCUGCUGUAUUUGCGGACUUGCGCACCCUUCGUGUUCACCAAGCUGCGCACCAUCGCAACACUGUUGCCAAGCGUGCGCUUGGUGCGCCGAUUCACUCUGUAG
Molecule: messenger RNA, 1005 nt
Organism: Symbiodinium sp. CCMP2592
Lineage: Eukaryota; Dinophyceae; Suessiales; Symbiodiniaceae
Source: the annotation of a GenBank genome assembly